This is a messenger RNA of Anopheles merus, 1197 nucleotides long. RefSeq names its product TIP41-like protein. Bases 136 to 1002 code for a protein of 288 amino acids. Gene Ontology annotation, cellular component: cytosol. Lineage: Eukaryota; Metazoa; Arthropoda; Insecta; Diptera; Culicidae. The transcript has 2 exons. Gene Ontology annotation, biological process: TOR signaling. The record is from RefSeq and is a predicted model, not a curated record.
GGCACCACUGCACACAAACGUCAACAUCGCGGGUACGAUAAACGAAGGACGCUGGAAUAUUUCUUGUUUACAUCAUUUUUGCAGCAAAUUCUCGUCCAUUUUCCGAUACCAAAUACACAUUAAAUUGAACGUACCAUGGCCACAAAAGCGACACCACAAGCGCCUCCGCAGGUAAUGGGGGACAACGAUCUCGGCCCGGUCCGUUUGCCGGUAGAUCGAGAAACGCACCAGUACGACGAUUGGACCAUCGGAUACACCAAAUCGCACAUCCUCAAAAGUGUCUGCGUCAAGGGCGAAACCUGUGUGGCCGGCGAUCCGGACUGCUGCGAACUGUGCGUGUACAACCUUGCGCUCGCGCUACCCCACCUGCCCGAUAUGGUGUUUCACCGGAAUGUGCUCCGUAUCAGCCAUGCGUCGGGUGCACAGCUCGAAUUCAAUCCGCUCGACGCACUAAAGCUUGUGCGCAACGAAAAGCUUGACCUGAAGGUGGCCUGCUCGGACGAGUGGCGCGAAAGCCGCCCGGAAGCGGCACAAACGGGAGACAAAGUGAAACCCUUCGACUGGACGUUCACGACGGAGUACACUGGCACGGUGAACGAUCGCUUCCGCGUCGAACCGACCGAGCAGCGCAUCGAUAUGUUUAAGCUGAUGCGCAAGGAGGAGAUUCUGUUCUAUCACAAUCUAACCCUGUUCGAGGACGAGCUGCACGAUCACGGCAUAUCGUUGCUCUCGGUAAAGGUUCGCGUGAUGCCGUCCGGGUUCUACGUGCUGUUGCGUUUCUUCCUGCGCGUCGACAAUGUGCUGCUGCGCAGCAACGACACGCGCUUUCACUACGAGAAGGGAAACGAUUACGUGCUGAAGGAGUUUACGCACCGCGAGGCGAAGGUGGAGCAGUUGAAACACAUUCCACCGGCACUGUUUACCAAUCCAGACCACAUUGUGGAUAAGCUUCCGGUUGUUCGGAAGGUGAACGAGAAGCUAACGAUCAUCAAACCGGAAUGAGUCGGUGUGUGUUGCGAGCGAUCUCACGGUGAUCUUCUAGGGUCCGAGUGUGUGUAAACAAAGAACAGUACGCGUGUAAGAGGUAAAGGCCGUAGCUAUGGCGUCAAUGAAACGGACCGUCGUUUGUGAUUUUAUUAUGUCAAUAUGAAAAAUAAAUACAUACACACAUGCCACGUAAUGUGUGUGCUUUUAAAA